Molecule: messenger RNA, 1620 nt
Organism: Moesziomyces antarcticus
Lineage: Eukaryota; Fungi; Basidiomycota; Ustilaginomycetes; Ustilaginales; Ustilaginaceae
Product: eukaryotic translation initiation factor 3 subunit 6
Exons: 1
Coding region: 1-1620 (539 amino acids)
Biological process (GO): translational initiation
Cellular component (GO): nucleus; cytoplasm; eukaryotic translation initiation factor 3 complex
Molecular function (GO): translation initiation factor activity
Source: RefSeq, a predicted model, not a curated record
AUGGCCGAGAAGUACGACCUGACGCAGACCCUGCUGCCUUACCUCGACAGGCAUCUCGGUCUGCCGCUCCUCUCGCACCUUGCUGGCUCCGGCAUCUUUUCGGAAACCGACAUCGCCAAGGCCCAGUAUGAGCUCGCAAAGAACACGUCGAUGGUCGACUAUGCGCUCCAGCUUCACGAGCAGGCCUACCCCAACCAGCCGGCACCCGCAGAGAUUGAGAAGCAGCGUGAGAACGCCAUCGCUCUCAACGACAAGCUUGGCUCUGAGGUCGACCACGUACUCAACGUCAUUCAGGACCCCAGCGUCGCCUCGGCGCUCAAGCAGGACAAGACGCAGAAUCUGCAAUGGCUCGAGGAGAAGUACAACCUCACCAGCGAGCAGAUCAACGCCCUCUACCGAUACGGCUACUUCCAGUUCAACUGUGGUAACUACGGCGAUGCCUCGUCAUACCUCUACCACUUCCGCGUCCUUUCGACCGACCCUGUGCUCACCAUGAGCUCGCACUGGGGUAAGCUCGCCAGCGACAUCCUCGUGGGAGAGUGGGAGCAGGCUCUCGACGAGCUCAAGCUGCUGCGAGAGCAGAUCGACUCUUCGGCCGCGCAUGCCGUCGCCUCGUACGCCCAGCCUUCGACCUCCAACGGCACCGCACAGAACGACGACUUGACCCAGGAGGGCUUGUUGAAGAAGCGCGCAUGGCUGUUGCACUGGGCGCUCUUCAUCUUCUUCAACCACCCAUCGGGCCGCGAGCAGCUCGUCGAGAUGUUCCUUUCGCCCGUCUACCUCAACACCAUCCAGACCACCUGCUGGUGGCUGCUCCGAUACGUCGUUGCCGCGCUGCUGCUCUCGCGUCGCACAACGCGCGUCUACAUGGUGCAGCAGCCCGCUCCCGCUACGCUCAUGGCCUCGGCAUCGGGUGCCAACGUCAGCAAGCUCAGCCCGCAGCAGGCGAUCAAGGACGUGGUCAACAUCAUCGACUCCGAGUCGUACCGUCUUGCCGGCACCGACCCCAUCGUCGACUUCCUUUCCAAGCUGUUCGUCGACUUUGACUUUGAAUCGGCGCAGGAGCAGCUGACCCUGCUCGAGCAGGUCGCCGCCAAGGACUUCUUCCUGGCCGACUACAAGGAGGAGCUCGUGGAGGCAUGCCGUGUGGUGAUUUCGGAGGCAUACUGUCGCAUCCACUCCAAGGUGGACAUUGCCGACCUCGUGCAGCGACUCAACCUGUCCAAGGAGGACGGCGAGAAGUGGAUUGUCAACCUGGUGCGCGACACGCGCGCCGAUGCCAAGAUCGACUUCAAGGAGGGCAUGGUGUUCAUGAACCCCACGCACCCGCCCGUCUACCAGACCAUUAUCGAGAAGACGCGAGGCUUCACCUUCCGCACCUCGGCCAUGGGCACGGCGAUCGACCGCAAGGCGCACCCGCCCUCGCUCAACAACACACACAACCUCAACGGCAACGACAAGCGCGGCGGCGCCGGCGGCCGGGGCGGUCGCGGCGGCCAGCGCAACCAGGGUGGUCAGCGCGACCGAUCGCACGCCAACAAGAACGAGUCGAAGCCCGAUGGCGAGGCGGCACCGGCUGCCGAGGCGCAGCAGCCUUCGCAACCCAUCGCUGCGGCCUAA